Messenger RNA from Daphnia pulicaria, 686 nucleotides. RefSeq names its product cytidine deaminase-like. Gene Ontology annotation, molecular function: zinc ion binding; cytidine deaminase activity. Gene Ontology annotation, cellular component: cytosol. NCBI's taxonomy places the organism in Eukaryota, Metazoa, Arthropoda, Branchiopoda, Diplostraca, Daphniidae. The coding region runs from base 149 to 601 and encodes 150 amino acids. The transcript is spliced from 4 exons. The record is from RefSeq and is a predicted model, not a curated record.
UGCAGGCAAUUUUUUUAUCUACUAUAUCUAGCGGAUUCAGUGACCGUUAAGCGGGCAUUGACGGCACGCAUUAAUACGGUUACACUUAUACAUCUUCAGAAUCUUUCAGCUAUCAAGACGUGGCAGUGGCGCACAGCAGUUGGAAAAAAUGGAAGACAAAUAUCAGGAUGCGGUACAAUUUGAACAUCUAGACGCUUCAGUAAAACAAAUUGUGAACAAAGCAAAGGAAGUACGAGAAAAAGCAUAUUGCCCGUACAGCAAUUUUUCGGUGGGUGCUGCAUUGUUGUGUGGCGAUGGAGAAAUAAUUGAUGGUUGCAAUGUUGAAAAUGUUUCAUACGGUUUAACAAUCUGUGCAGAAAGAUCUGCUAUAUGUAAAGCUGUUUCACAAGGACAGAAGGUUUUCAAGAGCAUAGCAAUUUGUGCUGAGAUGAAAGAACAUUUUGUUAGUCCUUGUGGAGCGUGUCGCCAGGUACUAGCUGAGUUUAACAUCAAUAUGGAUGUCUAUUUGUGCAAGCCAAAUAACGAAAUCUUUAAAACAUCAAUGGAUAAACUACUGCCGCUAUUUUUCUCGCCGAACUCAGUUUCGUUUUCGUCACAAUAAGAUCCAAAGAAUAACAUAUAAAGCACAAGUAUGAAAUAUACAUGUAUUUUUUUCAUGCGAAAAAUAAAAACGUCGCUGAAAAUCA